AUGGGUGCUGAUGAUCCUAAUGCGUUGGCUGCAGUGGAAUUUGAGGUCUAUGGACAGGUUCAAGGGUGUUAUUUCACAAAGUACUGCAAGGAGCUAGCAGAGCAGCUAGGCGUGGGCGGCUGGGUCAAGAACUCGAAAAAAGGAACAAUUGUCGGCAAAAUACAGGGCACGAAGGCACAACUAGAUCACAUGAUUGACUGGCUAAGCACAACGGGGUCUCCAGGUUGCAAGAUAGAGAAAUGUGACCUCACCAACUGGGAGUACGUCGCGAAGAUCGCGUACACCGACUUUACUAUUCGAUUUUAA
This is a messenger RNA of Spodoptera exigua (beet armyworm), 306 nucleotides long. NCBI's taxonomy places the organism in Eukaryota, Metazoa, Arthropoda, Insecta, Lepidoptera, Noctuidae. The record is from the annotation of a GenBank genome assembly.